GCGGACGCGGCGGCGCGGAGAGCGGUGGAGUUUCUGAGGCGACGGAGGGGCCGGGAUUUCGCCGGGCUUCGGGGCCAGCUUCUGACGCCGCCGACGCCGCCGCCGCCGGAGUGACCGCCGGGCCCAGCGGGUGGAUGGUGGUCGUCGCGGUGCCCGGGCCGUGCCGCCGCGCAGCCAUGUCUAGCGGGAACAGCCGCCGCCGCCGUGCUGCCAGGUGGAGGCGAGACCAGCGCGGUCCGCGGCGCUGCCUGUGAGGAGGAGGAGGAGGACCCGGCUAACGGCUGGCGGCGGCGGCGGCUGUCUGGGGGGAAAAAAGGCUUCCAUGUCGGCGGCUAGGGAUUAAGCGGGGGGAAGAUACCGAUUCCGGGCCGGCGUGGCGGGCGGGGGAUCCGGGCGGCGAGCCCCCCCUUCUAUCGCUCCCUCAGAGGCUCCGGGGAGAGCGACCCGACCUCCAGAGAAAGCCGGGCCAUGGCCGACCGGAGCGCCCCGAACUGCCACCUCAGGCUGGAGUGGGUUUAUGGCUACCGGGGUCACCAGUGCCGCAACAACCUUUACUACACGGCCGCCAAAGAGAUCGUUUAUUUCGUGGCGGGGGUCGGGGUGGUCUAUAGCCCCCGGGAGCAUCGGCAGAAAUUUUACUUGGGGCACCAAGACGACAUCAUCAGUCUUGCUUUGCAUCCUGAGCGAGUUUUGGUGGCGACAGGUCAAGUUGGAAAAGAGCCGUAUAUCUGUGUUUGGGAUUCAUACACUGUGCAGACUGUAUCAAUAAUGAAAGAUGUUCAUACACAUGGUAUAGCUUGCUUGGCAUUUGAUGUAGAUGGUCAGCGUUUGCUUUCAGUUGGUUUGGAUUCCAAAAAUACAAUCUGUGUGUGGGACUGGAGAAAAGGAAAAAUGUUAUCUAUGGCUCCUGGUCAUACAGACAGGAUAUUUGAUAUUUCGUGGGACUUGUACCAACCAAACAAACUCGUCAGCUGUGGUGUAAAACAUAUUAAGUUCUGGACGUUAUGUGGCAAUUCAUUGACACCAAAGCGUGGUGUUUUUGGUAAGACUGGUGAUCUCCAAACUAUAUUGUGCCUCGCCUGUGCAAGAGAUGAAGUUACAUAUUCUGGUGCACUUAAUGGAGACAUAUAUGUAUGGAAAGGAGUCAACCUUGUGAGAACCAUACAGGGAGCACAUGCUGCAGGAAUUUUCAGCAUGAAUGCUUGUGAAGAAGGCUUUGCCACUGGUGGCAGGGAUGGCUGUGUUCGCCUUUGGGAUUUAAGUUUUAAACCUAUUACUGUGAUUGAUCUCAGGGAAACAGACCAGGGAUAUAAAGGUCUCUCUGUGAGAAGUGUUUGCUGGAGAGGAGAUCACAUUCUAGUUGGAACACAAGAUAGUGAAAUUUUUGAAAUUGUGGUGCAUGAACGCAAUAAGCCUUUUCUUAUUAUGCAAGGGCACUGUGAAGGAGAGCUUUGGGCCUUGGCAGUUCAUCCCACAAAACCAUUAGCCAUGACGGGAAGUGAUGAUCGAUCAGUCAGAAUAUGGAGCCUUAUAGACCAUGCAUUGAUUGCACGGUGCAAUAUGGAAGAACCAAUUCGUUGUGCAGCUGUUAGUACUGAUGGAAUUCAUCUUGCACUUGGAAUGAAAGAUGGUUCUUUUACGGUACUUCGAGUUAGAGAUAUGACAGAGGUUGUCCAUAUUAAAGAUAGGAAGGAAGCUAUUCAUGAAUUAAAAUAUUCACCAGAUGGAAAUUUCCUUGCAGUUGGUUCCAAUGACAGCUCUGUUGAUAUUUAUGGUGUUGUUCAGCGGUACAAAAAAGUUGGGGAAUGUGUGGGAUCCUCCAGCUUCAUAACUCAUAUGGACUGGUCAUUGGACAGUAAACAUGUGCAGACCAAUGAUGGCAGUGGAAAAAGGCUUUUUUACAGGAUGCCUGGUGGAAAAGAAGUGACAAACAAGGAAGAGUUAAAAGGUGUCCAGUGGGCUUCAUGGACGUCAGUUUCAGGCCUUGAAGUUAAUGGAAUAUGGCCUAAAUAUUCAGAGAUCAGUGAUAUUAAUGCUGUAGAUGCAAACUUCAUGGGCCAAGUGUUAGUUACAGCUGAUGACUAUGGAAUAGUAAAACUGUUUAGGUAUCCCUGUCUGAGAAGAGGGGCAAAGUUUAAAAAAUAUCUUGGUCAUUCAGCACAUGUAACUAAUGUCAGAUGGUCACAUGAUUAUCAGUGGGUGAUUUCUAUUGGUGGGGCAGACCAUUCUGUUUUCCAGUGGAAAUUUGUUCCUGAAAGGAAGCUGAAGGAUGCUCUUCACAUAGCGCCACAAGAAAGCCUGGUUGACUCUAAUAGUGAGGAAUCAGAUUCUGAUCAAUCUGAUGUUCCAGAGCUGGACUCUGAAAUUGAGCAAGAGACCCAAAUCACAUACCGUCGACAGGUUUACAAAGAAGAUCUACCUCACCUUAAAGAACAAUGCAAAGAAAAACGGAAAACUGCAGCCUCAAAAAGGAGAGAACGGACUCCAAUUAAUAGUUUAAGACUACACUUUGUUCAUGGUUACAGAGGCUAUGACUGUCGGAGUAAUUUAUUUUAUACCCAGACUGGUGAAAUUGUAUACCAUGUUGCAGCAGUGGGUGUAGUAUACAAUCGGCAGCAGAACACCCAGCGCUUUUAUAUGGGUCAUGAUGAUGACAUUCUGUGUCUUGCUAUUCAUCCUUUAAAGGACUAUGUGGCAACAGGCCAGGUUGGUCGGGAUUGCUCUAUCCAUGUUUGGGAUACAGAGACAAUCAAGCCACUGUCAGUGUUAAAGGGCUAUCACCAAUAUGGUGUUUGUGCUGUUGACUUUUCAGCUGAUGGAAAACGGCUAACCUCAGUUGGAAUAGAUGACAAUCAUACUAUUGUUCUCUGGGACUGGAGAAAAGGAGAGAAGCUUUCAGCAGCAAGGGGGAGCAAAGACAAGAUCUUUGUUGUUAAGAUUAAUCCCUUCAUGCCUGAUAAACUCAUUACAGCUGGAAUUAAACACAUGAAAUUCUGGCGAAGAGCAGGAGGUGGUCUGAUUGGAAAAAAGGGCUAUGUGGGUCCUAUGGGGAAGAUUGAUACAAUGAUGUGUGCCGUUUAUGGCUGGACAGAAGAGAUGGCCUUCUCCGGAACAUCAACUGGAGAUGUGUGUAUAUGGAGAGAUCUGUUCCUUGUAAAGACUGUAAAAGCACAUGAUGGCCCAGUGUUCAGUAUGCAUGCACUAGAAAAAGGAUUUGUGACUGGAGGCAAAGAUGGAAUUGUGGCUCUUUGGGAUGACACCUUUGAACGGUGUCUCAAAACAUAUGCAAUCAAAAGAGCUGCCUUGGCUCCUGGCUCCAAAGGUCUCCUUUUAGAAGAUAACCCUUCUAUCCGUGCCAUAUCUUUAGGACAUGGUCAUAUUUUAGUAGGGACAAAAAAUGGUGAAAUACUAGAAGUGGAUAAAAGUGGGCCAGUAACUUUGCUGGUUCAGGGUCAUAUGGAAGGAGAAGUUUGGGGUUUAGCUACUCACCCUCAUUUACCUAUUUGUGCCACUGUCAGUGAUGAUAAAACCUUAAGAAUAUGGGAUCUCUCUCCAAGCCAUUGCAUGCUAGCUGUUCGGAAACUGAAGAAGGGGGGGAGAUGUUGCUGUUUUUCUCCUGAUGGAAAGGCAUUGGCAGUAGGUCUCAAUGAUGGAAGUUUCUUAAUAGUGAAUUCAGACACUCUGGAAGAUCUUGUUUCUUUUCAUCAUAGGAAGGAUGUUAUUUCAGAGAUACGUUUUGCUCCUGGUGCUGGGAAGUACUUGGCUGUAGCAUCAUAUGACAGUUUUGUAGAUAUUUACAAUGUAAUGAGCAGUAAACGAGUUGGAAUCUGCAAAGGAGCUUCCAGUUAUAUAACGCACAUGGACUGGGAUAUAAGAGGCAAGCUUUUACAACUCAACACUGGUGCUAAGGAACAAUUGUUUUUUGAAGCUCCUCGAGGGAAGAAGCAAGUAAUUUCUACUCUGGAGGCAGAAAAGAUUUCUUGGGCAUCCUGGACAAGUGUUCUAGGCUCCUGCUGUGAAGGAAUCUGGCCAAUAAUUGGCGAAGUCACAGAUGUAACUUCCUCGUGCCUCACUAGUGAUAGUACAGUGUUGGCAACAGGAGAUGAUUUUGGAUUUGUGAAGCUCUUCCGAUACCCUGCCAAAGGAAAAUAUGGGAAGUUCAAGAGAUACGUGGCUCAUAGUACACAUGUCACUAAUGUUCGUUGGACUUAUGACGACAGUUUAUUAGUCACUGUUGGAGGUGGAGAUACAUCUUUAAUGCUGUGGAGCCAUGAGGUGGAGGGUCAUCGAGAAAGCAGGCAAUGUGACAGUGAAGAAUCUGACCUUGAUUCUGAGGAAGAUGGGGGCUAUGACAGUGAUGUCACAAGAGAAAAUGAAAUUAAUUACACCAUCAAAGCCUUAUCAACCAACAUCAGACCAAUGUUUGGAAUCAAGCCUCAUCUGCAACAAAAGGAGCCUUCCAUUGAUGAAAGGCAAGGAGUUGUGAGAGGUUCCAGACCACCAGUUAGUAGGGCAUUGCCUCAGCCUGAAAAACUUCAGACAAAUAACGUUGGGAAAAAAAAGAGACCUAUAGAGGAUCUAGUACUGGAGCUGGUGUUUGGAUAUCGAGGUAGAGAUUGCAGGAAUAAUGUGCACUAUCUGAAUGACGGUGCUGACAUCAUAUAUCACACUGCAUCGGUUGGUAUUCUGUACAAUGUGGCAACAGGUUCUCAGUCUUUUUACCAGGAACACAAUGAUGAUAUUUUGUGCCUCACUAUCAAUCAGCAUCCCAAGUUUAUCAACCUUGUGGCAACUGGCCAAGUAGGAGACUCAGCAGAUAUGUCAGCCACAGCACCUUGUAUUCACGUGUGGGAUGCAAUGAAUAAACAAACACUGUCUAUACUGCGAUGCUACCAUUCGAAAGGAGUUUGUUCAGUUAGUUUUAGUGCUACUGGCAAGCUUCUUCUCUCUGUAGGGCUGGAUCCUGAACAUACCAUUACCAUUUGGAAAUGGCAGGAAGGUGCCAAAAUUGCCAGCAGAGCUGGUCAUAACCAGCGUAUUUUUGUAGCAGAAUUCAGACCUGACUCCGAUACACAGUUUGUUUCAGUAGGAGUAAAACAUGUGAGGUUCUGGACCCUUGCUGGAAGAGCACUUCUCAGUAAAAAAGGACAGACAAGUUCCAUAGAAGAUGCACGAAUGCAGACCAUGCUAUCUGUAGCAUUUGGAGCUAAUAAUUUGACAUUUACAGGUACCAUCAGUGGAGAUGUGUGUGUUUGGAAAGAGCAUAUAUUGAAUCGAAUUGUGGGCAAAGCUCACAAUGGGCCUAUAUUUGCAAUGUACACAACCCUACGCGAUGGCUUAAUUGUAACAGGAGGCAAAGAGAGGCCAUCAAAAGAAGGAGGAGCAGUUAAACUCUGGGAUCAGGAACUAAGGCGAUGCCGUGCCUUCAGAUUAGAGACAGGACAGAUGAUUGACUGUGUUCGCUCUGUAUGCAGAGGCAAAGGAAAAAUUCUUGUUGGGACAAGGAAUGCUGAAAUAAUAGAAGUUGGAGAGAAAAAUGCAGCAUGUAACAUCCUAAUUAAUGGCCAUAUGGAUGGACCCAUCUGGGGUCUGGCAACACACCCCUCUCGUGACGUUUUCCUCUCUGCUGCAGAAGAUGGAACAGUCAGACUUUGGGAUAUAGCAGAUAAAAAGAUGGUGAACAAAGUCAAUCUGGGCCACGCAGCACAUACUGUGUCUUACAGUCCUGAGGGUGACAUGGUGGCUAUCGGCAUGAAGAAUGGAGAAUUUAUUAUCUUGUUGGUGAAUUCUCUGAAGAUAUGGGGAAAGAAAAGGGACAGGAGAUCGGCGAUUCAAGACAUCCGGUUCAGCCCGGAUUCUCAUUAUUUAGCGGUGGGUUCCAUUGAAAAUGCGGUGGAUUUUUAUGACCUGACUUUGGGACCUACCCUCAAUCGAACAAGCUAUUGCAAAGACAUCCCAAGCUUUGUAAUUCAAAUGGACUUUUCAGCAGAUAGCUGUUACCUUCAGGUCUCUACUGGGUCUUACAAAAGGCAAGUUUAUGAAGUGCCUUCAGGAAAGCAGGUCCUUGAUCAGUCUGUGAUUGACAGAAUAACGUGGGCCACUUGGACCAGUGUUCUAGGAGAUGAGGUUGUUGGAAUCUGGUCCAGGCAUGCUGAGAAAGCUGAUGUAAAUUGUGCCUGUGUUUCUCACUCGGGAAUCAGCCUUGUAACAGGAGAUGACUUUGGCAUGGUCAAGCUGUUUGAUUUCCCGUGUCCAGAAAAAUUUGCAAAACAUAAAAGAUUUUUAGGUCACUCAGCCCAUGUGACUAAUAUUCGCUUUACAAGUGGAGACAGAUAUGUCGUCAGUGCUGGUGGAGAUGACAGCAGCAUAUUUGUCUGGAAAUGUGUACAUAUGCCUCACUGAGGGACAUGGAGACCUUCCAAAGAGGACACUGCAUGAAGUAAGAGGUGUUAAUGCACCACAGUUGCAAAGAGACGUUUUCCAGUGCCCUGCAUGCUUCAAGAAAUGGUGCUGAUAAAGACAGACGGACAGCUGUCUGACUGACUAGUCUAUCAGAAGAAUGGACUGCUGCAAAUGUAUUGAGUCUAGUCACACUACUAGUAUCAGAUAGCCUGUAUCUGUUUCCCACUCACUGCCAGAUGCUGAAACACGUAGAUAAGAGGAAGUGAGUUUUGGCUCAAUGUACAGUUUCCUAACAAGACCCUGGAUUUGUAAUCAAGACAUUUUAUUUCUGACCUAGUGCUGUACAUUGUGUUUACUUUCAGCAUGAAUGUUUUAAGUACUGGGUACUGACUUUCGCUAAAAUAGAAGACUCCUUAUUUUAUUACUGAAAGGAAAACCAUCUUGCAGCUCAUAGAUUUUUUUUAAAAAAAUGGGUGAAAAUAAAAUAGAAAAUAUGAGUGGUCCAGCAAAAGGUUUGUUUAGUUUAACAAAAGGGGGAAAAAUCAAUCCCAAUAAUUAAGUUGGUUCCUAGGACCUGUGGAAUUCUACUGGUUUUAAGGCCUGGGUUGUAAUCAUGUCUGGUGAAUGCUAGUGGACAUGCAUGAACCCGUUCUUCAAAGCUAAUUUAGUGUUUUUGUAUCACUGAAGCAUUAUAUUAGUUCUGUGAGCAGAACUGGAUUUGCUCACACUGUGAGUGCCUUGCCCACAACCUAAAAGUCUAACUCCAGUUUUUGCCUUGUGAAUAAAAGUGUUAUCGAUAAAAGAUAAAUUGCUGUGUUUGCUUAAAAAACUAUGGUAGAGACGGGAAGUAGGCUGUUCAUUUCAGUGUUCAUAUAUUAAAUAAUUGUUUCCCAAUCUGGAGGUCAUGCCCCCCAAGGGGGUUGCAAAGUGUUUUCUGGGAGGUUGCGCGUCACUUUAUAUGUGUGGUAGUCCUUGUUAAAUAAUUUCUUCCUUGACCUUUCAGAGCCAGAUAUUAAAGUUAACGUGUAUGCGUAUGUGUGAGAAACAGGCUCUUUGAGGGAGAAAGCCUUUACUUUCUGAAAAGUGAUGACUUUACCUCAUUAAAGAAGCCUAUUUAUGCAAAUGUGGUGGUGUCACAGGUUACUUGACUAUUAUAAAAGAAGCUGACAACUCAAAAAAGCUUGGAAACCACUGCAAGAUUUGAGUUGUUAUCAAAUGCCAAAAAACAGACAGACAGAGCAAUAGGACUAUUUUCACAGCAUCACUUGGUGAAUUCAGAGUGAUAUUGAUAAUUAAAAUUUUACAAAUUACUUCGUUCUUGUUCAAGAGUUAAUGCUAUUUGAAUUCCUUUCUCUUCAGCUCAUAGCCAGUUCACAUACUACAGGCAUCCAGAGGUUCUCCUACAUUAGAUGAGAGGAACUGUUUGCUUGAAAGCAAUUCCAUGUCAUAAUUGAUGUACCUCUAUACUAGCUAGUUUGGAGAUCUUGACAUGCAAGUUGGCUAUAUGUUGUUUUAAGUUUUGACCAACUGUAACUUCAUAAUAAUCAAAUGGCCUCUACACUUUCUUAGAAGGAUUGUACAUAGAUAAAUGCAGGUAACAAAGGAAAUCUCUUUUACAUUCUGCUAGAAGGGAAGCAGAUAGGUUUCAACAGAUGAUAUCAAUCUGAAGGCCAGACAACUAGACCCUUGUUGUGUGUUUGAAAGCUUUAUUGAAAACUGUGCUGCUGAAACCUUUUAAGGAAUCUAACUAGAAGGGCAGUUGUUUCAUAGUUUGUCAGGAAAACUAGAAACAAAGCUGCUAAUACCACAAUAAUCCAGGUAUCCUCAGCAAAUCAUGCAUGGAAAUACAUGUUAUAUCCUUGGUGCAGUAUCGGCAUUCCACAUAUUGGAUCAUUUCUCAGAGCUUAACUGUUAAGAGGGGCUAGAGUUCUUCCCAUCGUCUCAUAUGUGACUAAUGAUGCAAGGCACACUAGCCCACAUUUCCCUUCUCUUCCUGUAAAUUCCAGGUCUCACAUCCCAGCCCCAAGAACCUGGUGCAAGCUGCCAAUAUUGAAAAACCAUAUAGCCUUCUGUAGGGUUCAGGGGCUCAGAAUAAGUUCUUUGAGUACUUUUUAAAAAACUGAAAAUACCUUAUGCAUGGUGGAACAUAAGUUUAAGUAGACAUGGAAGUAUGUAAUAUCAAUUCCGCCCAGUAUAACAAACACACAAUCAUGUUAUAUGUUAAUCUACAAACAAUUCCCAGUUUCUUCAUUUUCUGCCCAGAAGCAUGAAUGCAAAAUAGAAUGCCAGGUCCCACCAGAGUGCACCUGAAGGAUGUUUUUGUAGCCACGCUUCUUGAAAAGCAGAACAGUUGACACUUCCUUAUGUAGAAGAAACAAAACCAUAUUAAGUGAUCUUGAGUAUUUCUUAUAAUUCUUUUUUUCAUAUAUUAAUAAUCCAGACAUUGUGUUGCUGAUGUAACAAAACCCCUCCAGCUGUCCGAUUGCUUUUAUCAGAAUAAUUUUUCAAGUCCCUCAUAUAUAUAUAUAUGUAAUGGUGAUGGUUUCAAUCAGAAGAAUGACUGACAGACACAACUUCUUCACCAUUCUUUUUUUAAAACCACACUUAUCUUGAACACAUCAGUGUAUGAAACCUUUCAGUGGUAGAAUGGAAACAUAUUUCAAUCGAAGAUGGCUCUCUCUUUGCUCAGGCCCUUGUUGCUACACUCGCCAUUUCACCCUGAGUUCUUCCACGUGAUCUAAACUUUGAAUAUAAAAGCAAUGAGAGGAAUCUUUUUAGUUGAGCAGCUCCCAUGUUUUAUUAGUGGAGCUCACUGUCAAAUGCUACAAGCCUUUGAAGUGAAAUCACCACAUCGCUUCAGAAAUCAGCAGAAUUAAUGCUUACCCUAUACAGUGGGGUCUCUACUUAAGAACUUAA
Pogona vitticeps (central bearded dragon) is the source of this 9318-nucleotide messenger RNA. NCBI's taxonomy places the organism in Eukaryota, Metazoa, Chordata, Lepidosauria, Squamata, Agamidae. The record is from RefSeq and is a predicted model, not a curated record.